CAAUACGAAGCGAUCCACUACCACUGCGCGCACGUCUCGCGCCGCCUGAUCAAGCACUGCCACUUUGCGCGCAACGACCCCAACCACCAGUGCUUUGGCGCGUGGAGCAUCAAGCGCGAGUGGCGCCAGCCGUACGAGAACUGCCCGGCGUGC
This is a messenger RNA of Aplosporella prunicola CBS 121167, 153 nucleotides long. RefSeq lists its product as uncharacterized. The record is from RefSeq and is a predicted model, not a curated record. NCBI's taxonomy places the organism in Eukaryota, Fungi, Ascomycota, Dothideomycetes, Botryosphaeriales, Aplosporellaceae. The transcript has a single exon. The annotation marks the transcript as partial.